Psilocybe cubensis is the source of this 2310-nucleotide messenger RNA. RefSeq lists its product as uncharacterized. Lineage: Eukaryota; Fungi; Basidiomycota; Agaricomycetes; Agaricales; Agrocybaceae. The record is from RefSeq and is a predicted model, not a curated record. The coding region runs from base 1 to 2310 and encodes 769 amino acids. Gene Ontology annotation, biological process: arabinan catabolic process; xylan catabolic process. Gene Ontology annotation, molecular function: alpha-L-arabinofuranosidase activity; xylan 1,4-beta-xylosidase activity. Gene Ontology annotation, cellular component: plant-type cell wall. The transcript has 4 exons.
AUGGCCAAGCUUCAAGUCGGCGUUGUGGCGAGUAUCAUGGUCUUGUGCCUUCUGCGCAAGACCUCUGCUUUCACAUAUACCUUCCCGGACUGCACUGUGGCCCCACUCAAGGGAAACGCAGUAUGCGACACCUCCAAGGACGCAACCACUCGCGCUCGUGCAAUCAUUGAGCAGUUUACAGUGGACGAACUGAUGGCGAAUACCGUAAACUUGUCACCAGGUGUGCCUCGCCUUGGACUUCCGUCAUAUCAAUGGUGGUCAGAAGCAUUGCACGGAGUUGCUGGAAGUCCUGGAGUAUUUUUUGCACCCUCAGGAAAUUUCAGCUUCGCCACGUCGUUCCCUCAACCAAUCGUCAUGUCUGCUGCCUUCAACGACGAGCUGAUCAAGGAAGUCGCCACUGUCAUCAGUACUGAGGCACGAGCGUUCAACAACGGUGGUCGGGCAGGCAUAGAUUACUUCACUCCAAACAUCAACCCUUUCAAGGACCCUCGGUGGGGAAGAGGACAAGAAACGCCUGGCGAAGAUCCCUUCCGCAUUCAACAAUACGUCUUCAACCUUGUACAAGGGCUCCAGGGCGGACUUGACCCAAAGCCAUACUACAAAAUCAUUGCCGACUGCAAACAUUUUGCCGCAUACGACCUCGAGAACUGGAAUGGAAACAACCGCAUGUCGUUCGACGCCGUGGUCACGCCUCAGGAUCUCAGUGAAUACUACUUGCCACCCUUCCAGUCCUGCGUGCGCGACGCCAAAGUAGCAUCAGUCAUGUGCAGCUAUAAUUCGGUGAACGGCGUACCUUCAUGUGCCAAUUCGUACUUAUUGCAAUCCAUCCUACGCGAUCACUGGGGGUUCAACGACGACGGCCGAUGGGUGACAUCUGAUUGCGAUGCUGUGGACAACAUCUUCAGUACUCACAAGUUCACCGCCGAUUACCCACACGCUGUAGCCGAUGCUUUGAAGGCUGGUACCGAUGUUGAUUGCGGCACCGCCUAUUCUUUGCAUCUGCCAGACGCCUUCAACCAAUCCUUGAUCACCAGGGACGACUUGGAGAAGGCGCUUGUUCGCCAAUAUUCGUCCCUUGUCCGCUUGGGCUAUUUCGACUCUCCACAGGUUCAGCCAUACAGACAACUAUCAUGGGCCGAUGUGAACACACCCAACGCCCAAGCCCUCGCUCUUCAAGCAGCUGUAGAAGGGAUCGUUUUGCUCAAAAACGACGGCACGUUGCCAUUCAAAAAUUCGAUAAAGAAGAUUGCCUUCAUCGGACCUUAUGCCAAUGCAACAACCUCAUUGCAGGGCAAUUAUCAGGGAACCGCGCCAUUCCUUGUCAGUCCCGUCCAGGGUGCUAUUAACGAGGGCUUCAGCGCCACUUAUACGCCAGGAACGACCAUUUCGGGUAACUCGACAACUGGAUUUGCGGCCGCCAUAGCAGCCGCAAACGCCGCCGACGCAGUGGUAUUUGCAGGUGGAAUUGACGAAUCCGUAGAACGAGAAGGAUUGGACCGCAUGAGCAUCACCUGGCCCGGCAAUCAACUUGACCUCGUCAGUCAACUAGCUGCUCUCGGGAAACCACUAGUCGUUAUGCAGUUCGGAGGCGGUCAAGUCGACGGUUCUGCUCUGAAGAGUAACCCCAAAGUUAACUCUAUUUUGUGGGCCGGUUACCCAGGUCAAAGUGGCGGAACAGCAUUGGGACAAAUCAUAAGUGGAAAAGCAGCACCUGCUGGCCGUCUGGUUACAACCCAGUAUCCCGCCGAAUUCGUCAACCAGGUUGGAAUGACCGACAUGAACAUCCGUCCAAGCACCUCCAAUCCUGGUCGCACAUACAAAUGGUACACGGGAACUCCAGUCUUCCAAUUCGGCCACGGCCUCCACUUCACGUCGUUCGAUUUGUCGUGGCAACAUCAACCCAAGGCCAAAUACCAAAUUCCUAGAGGCCUCGGCAAUGCGCCAGGUAGCACAACCGAUCUCAAGGAAUUUGACACCUUCACCGUCAACGUCAAGAACACAGGAAAGACAACUUCGGACUACGUCGCUCUUCUAUUCCUCAGCGGAACCGGAGGGCCCGCGCCGCUCCCCAACAAACAGCUGGUUUCCUACACGCGCCUGAGCCAAAUCAAAGCAGGCGGGCAGAGCACUGCUAGUCUGAAGGUGACGCUCGGCUCAGUUGCUCGUGCGGAUGCCAAAGGAAACCUAUGGCUCUACCCUGGCUCUUAUCAGCUGACAGUCGACACUGGGGUUGAAAGAUCUCUGGUCCAUGAGUUCGAGUUGGUAGGAGAUGCAGUCCAAAUUUCAAGCUUCCCCCAAAAUUCCUCGUAG